AAACGAGCAACCUAUGGAAAAGAAGAACGAGAUGUGUCUGCAGGUUAUUGGAAGAUAGUUACAGCAAUUGUAUCAAUAACGAAACGAAAAAUCGUUAAGGCGGCUUGGGGUCUUGAAUAUCUCCAUGCUAAAAAUGUUCUUCAUAGAGAUAUUGCUGCGCGCAACUGCCUAUAUGGUGACAAUAAGGUAAAAAUUUCCGAUUUUGGAUUGACACGUGAAGGGACCGUUUACCAAAUGGAUCCGCACAAAAGAGUUCCUAUUCGUUGGUUGGCGCCUGAAACUCUAAAAAUGGCAAUUUACACGCAGAAAACAGACGUGUUUAGCUACGGGAUAAUGUGCUGGGAGAUUUACAAUAAUGGGAUUGAGCCGUAUCCGGGCAUGACUGUUGCAGAAGUCAAUCAAAACGUCAAAGAAGGUUAUCGCAUGGAACUUCCUGCAAACGUACAUCCUGAAAUUCAGAACUACAUCAAGGUUCGAUGUUGGUCCGAAAAUCCAAAUGAUCGAUAUACUAUGGCCGAGCUUUGCAAGCAUUUGCAACGAACCCUGCAAAUUCCUAGACCAAAAUUUGUGGAAAAUCCACAUGCUCGCUAA
Molecule: messenger RNA, 591 nt
Organism: Cylicostephanus goldi
Lineage: Eukaryota; Metazoa; Nematoda; Chromadorea; Rhabditida; Strongylidae
Source: the annotation of a GenBank genome assembly